Messenger RNA from Thermochaetoides thermophila DSM 1495, 1533 nucleotides. RefSeq lists its product as uncharacterized. Gene Ontology annotation, cellular component: U2-type post-mRNA release spliceosomal complex. Lineage: Eukaryota; Fungi; Ascomycota; Sordariomycetes; Sordariales; Chaetomiaceae. Gene Ontology annotation, biological process: spliceosomal complex disassembly. Bases 1 to 1533 code for a protein of 510 amino acids. The transcript is spliced from 2 exons. The record is from RefSeq and is a predicted model, not a curated record.
AUGGCCGCCUUCGGCGCGAAGCGCAAGCCGCGCAUCAUCAAGGCCUUCGACGACGAUGACGAGGACCUCAGCCUCCCGCUAAGCAGCGGCGGCGAGGACAAGCAAGCAGGAGAAGAACUACCGCCCCCGGCGCGCAUCAAAUUCGGCCGCACCAAGUUUACAAAAUCGUCGGCGCUGCGCAAGAACGCGAUGAUAGGCAAUGAUGAUACCGAUAGUCCGAACGCUACUUCUGCUCGAGACGAUGAUGACGAUGAUGAGAAUUCCGGUGCUCCAGUCGUGGUGCGGCCGUCCUCUGUUAACAAGGGCAGUUUGUCGAAGAUCAAAAAGCGCCCCGCGGCAUCCCGUCUCUCCUUCGGCCCAAGCGCAGGCGCAGAAGACGACGAUGAGGAAGCCGAAGUCGUGAUCCAGCCCCGCAAGAUGCUUAAUCAGCGCGCCGUAGAGAACAGCGCACUUCGCGCAAACAGCAGCCUCCCUACGCGCUUUGGCGGCGAGGAGAACCGACCCAAGUACAGCAAGGAGUAUCUAGCAGAAUUGCAAAGCGCAACGUUCAACACACCGCAGAACCUUGCCGAUCUCAAGAUCCACGAUGAUGAUGAGAUGCAGUUGGAUGAGAUGGAGCUCGAGGGGGCAUUAAUUGUUCCGUCGAACGAGGUUGCCGUCCCUGGAGCAUCGACAACACAAACAACACACAUCCCCACUGAAGCCGAAAUCCGCGAACGCAAGGAACGCCGCGCGCGUCUCGCUCACGAAGCCAAAUUUAUCCCCCUCGACGAUGAGUUCAACUCCGAUAACGAAGGUGCACAACCCUCCCAUCCCAUCCUCAACUUACCGUCCAAGCAAAAACGGAGAGACACCCGUCUCAUCCGCGAAGAUGAAGACCUCUACGAAGGCUUCGACGAGUUCGUCUCCGACGGCAACCUCGCCCUCGGCCGGAAAGCCGAAAAGGCUGUUUUGCAACGCCACAGGCAGGAAAUGGCUGAGCUGAUUGAGGCCGCACAAGCAGAGGAUAAUGAUGAGGCCGCAAGCGACGAUAGUGAAGCUGAGGAACGAGCGGCGUAUGAGGAGGCGCAGGUUAGAGCAGCAAUGGAUGGGUUGAGGGGGAAAUAUCGCGAGGAACAUCUCGAGCGCGGAGGAGGGGCAGAUCUAUACGAAGGAAGAGGGCCGGAUGAUAUACCCCGGAUGAAGCCCCUCCCUAAACUGGGCGAUGUUCUGCAAAGGAUAAGGGAAGCCAUUCAGGGCUUAGAGGGGGAAGUAGUGAGAAAACGGAGUCGGAUUGAGGGUUUGGAAAAGGAGAAGGCCGAGAUUCUGGUCAGAGAGAAGGAGGUGCAGGAGAUACUGAACCAGGCGGGACAAAAGUAUCAGGAAGUUGUGGGAGGUCUUGGUGUACACAAUGUGCCGAAGAUUGUCGCUGGGCAGUCGCCGUUGAGACCAUUCCCUCCGGGGCUGGCCCGGGAGAUGCCUACGGAAAGAGGUUUAGAGAGCUACGGCGCGACGCCCAUUCGGAGAUAUGGAGGUGAGGAGGAUGAUGGCUGA